UGUUGGAGGGGGGGAUCGGGCCCAGCUGUGGAGAGGGGGCGAUCGGGGCUAGCUGUGCCCGUGGGAGGGCAGGGGGAUCGUGCCCAGCUGUGGGGCGGCACACGCAGCCCCAUUUAAGCCCGCCCGCAGCCCCUCACAUGAUAGGAGUGUGACGGGUCCGGGCACGAGGGAACGGCGAUGGCGCUGAGCAGAGUCCGCCUGUUCCAGCCCCACGGGGAGGGCACCCGGCUGCUGCCCCAGGCAACCAGGCUGGUGGAGCUGCCCUACUCCUCCUUUGAUGGUGAUGAUGAUGAUGAUGAUGAUGACACGGCUCAGCAGGAUGCUGGGGUGUGGUACCCCGACCCCCCCAAACCGAGCCCCUUCAGCCGCUGCGUGCGCUACCUGGCCAUCCUCUGGAACCUCCUCUUCCUCCUGCUGGGGCUGCUGACCCUUGCUGUGGGGGUCUGGGGGCUGCUGGCCAAGAUCCCCCUUGCUGGGGGGGAGCGUGGGGCGCUCCUGGGCUCGGACCCCAUGCUGCUCUUCGUGCUGGUGGGGCUGGGGGCCAGCAGCGUGUCCCUGGCUGGCUGCCUGGGCGCCCUACGAGCCAGCCCCUGCCUGCUGCGCUUCUUCCUGGGCGCCGUGCUGGCUUUGGGGGGGCUGGAGCUGCUGGGGGGGCUCCUGCUGCUGCUGCUGCGGCGGCGGCUGCGGGACGCGCUGCGGGACCUGCUGCUGCUCUGCCUCCUGCGCUACCAGGAGGACCCCGACCUGCAGUUCCUGCUGGAUGAGGUGCAGAGGAACCUCCAGUGCUGCGGCCUCGAGUCCUACCGCGACUGGGAGAGCAACCCGUACUUCAACUGCAGCGCCCCGGGCGCGCGGGCGUGCGGCGUGCCGGCCUCCUGCUGCCGGGAGCCGCUGCGGCAGGGCGGAGCACUCCUGGCCCUGAGGGUGCUCAGGGAUAUCAUGGCUGCCCUGGGGAGCGGGGCCGGCGCCCUGCUGCUGCUGGAGGCCCUGGCAGCGCUCCUGGCCCUGAGGGUGCUCGGGGAUAUCAUGGCUGUGAGGGGGUGGCGGUGA
Molecule: messenger RNA, 1050 nt
Organism: Passer montanus (Eurasian tree sparrow)
Lineage: Eukaryota; Metazoa; Chordata; Aves; Passeriformes; Passeridae
Gene: TSPAN10
Product: tetraspanin 10
Exons: 4
Coding region: 178-1050 (290 amino acids)
Cellular component (GO): membrane
Source: RefSeq, a predicted model, not a curated record